Messenger RNA from Pan troglodytes (chimpanzee), 17437 nucleotides. RefSeq names its product PDZ domain containing 2 (gene PDZD2). Gene Ontology annotation, molecular function: protein binding. The record is from RefSeq and is a predicted model, not a curated record. Lineage: Eukaryota; Metazoa; Chordata; Mammalia; Primates; Hominidae. The transcript is spliced from 25 exons. Bases 6557 to 14659 code for a protein of 2700 amino acids.
AUAUAAAGUAUAAUUUUGUUAACAAAUGUGUAUAAUUCUUUUAAUGAAUUACAUAUUGACUGUAAACUCUGUGAGGGUGUAGGGAUCGACUGACUUAUUCAUUGCUUUGUACCAGCACUGAGCCCAAUGCCAUCACUCAGUUUUUGAACCAUAUUCUCUUUAUAACAUCACUUUAAUUUUUCAGAGAAAAUCUGCUCCUCAGCACAAGACUGACCCCCUUCUAGGUCUGCUAUUGAGUGCCUUAUCAGGAAUUCCCCUUUUGGGGAUGCAGGCUGGGGGAGUUAUGUGUUUUCUUUAUUCAGCCUUCAUGUCCCACAAAGCAGGGAAAAGAUCUAUGGUUGGAUUUUGUGUUGUCUGAGGGAUGUCUACAUUGCCUUGAAAUCUGAGGCAGGGCAUUUAAAAUACAGCUCCUUUGCCUGUAAUCCCAGCGCUUUGGGAGGCCGAGGCUGGCAGUUCACUUUGAGACCAGGCGUUUGAGGGCAGCUGGGGAAACAUGGCGAAACUCCAUCUCUACAAAAAAAAAAAAAAACUUAGCCAGGCAUGAUGGUGCGCACCUGUAGUCUCAGCUACUAGGGAAGCUGAAGUGAGAGGAUCCCUUGAGCUCAGGAGGUCGAGGCUGCAGUGAGCUGUGAUCACACCAUACACUCCAACCUGGGCAACAGAGUGAAAUCCUGUCUCAAAAAAUAAAAUACAAUACAGCUUCAUUCAUUGAUCCUAUUGAGAUUUAAGAAAAGAAUAGCAUAAGGAAGCUCACUUUUCUUAUUUGUUCUUCCUCUCAGUUGCUUUGUUUUGUUUGUUUUUUUGAGAUGAUGUCUUGCUCUGUCGCCCAGGCUGGAGUGUGGUGGCGCAAUCUCGGCUCACUGCAGUCUCUGCCUCCGGUUUCAAGGGAUUCUCCUGCCUCAGCCUCCUAACUAGCUGGGAUUAUAGGCAUCCACCACCACGCCUGGCUAAUUUUUGUAUUUUUAGUAGAGACGAGGUUUCACUAUGUUGGCCAGGCUGCGCCCACCUUGGCCUCCCAGAUUCUGGGAUUACAGGCAGGAACCACCAAGCCUAGUCUCAGUUGCUUUUUUUACCCUUUCCCUCCCAUCUUCUAUCCACCACCCUGGCUCCAGGUAGAGAGAGAAUUGGGUCAUCUAAAUUUUAAAAACAAAUUUUCUUUAGACAGGGUAUCAAUAGUCUCCGAUUUGGAACUUUAGCCAUAUGAAAGGGCCUUGUAAGGGUCCUUUAGACUUAGUCACACGUUUGUUUUUUGAAGAUGUUCCCAAUGAAAUUGGACCUUAUAAACUUUGUGCCUGAUGAUUUAAAGAACCCCCUUUUUCAGCUCUUCUCUUGAGAAAUAGUGUUGACAUUUUCCACAGAUCUGCUUGUGUAUCUUAACUUCUCUUUCCUUUAAGUCAUUUCUGACUUUUAGCCAUCUUUCCUUUAACUCCUCUCCUUUUGCUCAAACCCAAAGUACCUGGAGGCCGUCCCUUUUGAGAACAGGUGGUGCCAAUACGUAAAUCCUUUAGGGAAGUUGGACAGGAAGGGAAAAUAAAUCUCACCUGACACUCUCAGCAGGCCUGAAGAGCUUGUCUCAGAGGGCUGCAACGAGUCUCUUAAGAGGAAAUGUCUGCAGAGAGUCAGGGUGUGAAGUGUUAACAACAGCAAGAACCCCGUGGUUGAGUGGUGCUCUGCCCUUGGCAGUGCAGUGUCCUGGGCCUCCCCUGGAACCUAUUUUGAGCCUGUUAAGCAUCUGGUGAAUUGUGUAUCUCAAGUCCUGAACUGGGACUGCUGCCACCCGCAUAAAGCUCCAAUCUGCACGGAGAAGGAGUGUGGUUUGCACCCCAGCCUGGGGAGCUAGAACAAGUUGGGAUGCCCCUGUAUCUGUGAAGAGUAUUUGUGAGUCUCAAGGGAACAGUGCCACAAGGGAAAACGCUCUUAUCAAGGUUUCCUCCCUACCCCACCCAGAGAUUUGAGGAACUUCUCUGUUCAAAUGCUUUUGUUUCUGUCCCCUUCCAGAUUCUUCCAGAUCACACUCUUCCCGGUGUGAAGUUCAAGAAAUAAUUUUUCUCGGUGUUUGUUUUUCUAUGCAGGCCCUGGCUUUGAUUUUGCUUUUGGAUGCUUUCCGUUUUCUCUAAAUAGGAGGGUUCCAAGUCUAGUGUGUGCUGUCUGCCUGUUAUUUCCUGCUGAGAACACUUGGUAAUGAAGUGAGUUCCUAGUACUCUAAAACAUGUUUGUGGCUCAAAAGCCCAUACCUGCUCAUACCUCUGAAGUCAGGCCAGACAAGAGCAGAGGCCCCAGCUAUUCAUGCUGUGGGCAUUUUCUCCCAGAGCUGGAGUUUUAUGUCUGCAGAGACCUUCUCUUGACAUUUAAAAACCAUCACAAUGUUGACUGACUAAUGGCAUUGUAAUAUGUUUAAACAUUUAAUAUUACCACAACAGAGCUUUUGAAACUCCUGCCUCAGGAAAGGGAAAAACUUGAUUUUUUCCUUUUAAAGGAGGCAGAUGAGCCAAAAGGAAGGGCUUUUGCCCAAAUAUUUGUGACAAAUGGAGGGAAGAUAAGAAAGCAGCUUUUCUGACCGGUAGGCCAGAACAGGGUGGGUGCUGGGAGAGGCGGGAGCUGUGCACACACACACACGUGCAUCUGAUUUAUUCGUGGUAGUUGCUUGUGUCCGUGGGAGCAGCCUAGCCUGCAUGUUUUACAGAAUAUUCAGGGGUCAGCUGAUCCCGCAGCCUCGCUGGGAUGGGCAGCCUCCCAGGCUCCACCUUGAGUCUUGGGGCAAUUCCAGGACCUCUGGGAUCAUCCUCGGAGUUCAGGUCAGGCCAGAAGGCGUUCUGUUGCCCUGGGAGUUGAGUCAGACUCCAGCUGAUGGACCGGGAAGCAAAACAAGAGUCCAACAUUGGUCUGUAUUUUGAAAAACAUCUGUCUCAUCUCUCUCUGGCAGAAGAGCGUGGCUUGCAGUUAGCCCCACUCUGUGCUUAGGGUCUAUACUAGCUCAAUCCCCCAAUGCCCAGCACCCAGGCAUGCCCACACACACCCCCAUCCUUCUCAGUGCCAUGAUGUAGGCCCACCCAGCCCUCACAAUACGUCUUUGCCUCAAGGGGCCAGCAGGGGCUCUGCCUCUAGGGUACAUUUGCCCCAGCUUUCCAGCCCUCGAGUUUUAGAGUCCAUUUCUGACUCUCUGCCUGUUCAUGUGAACUUGAUUUUUCCAGAGAUCCUUUUUUUCCAGACAUGGCUACAGUUCCUUUUGUCCCACUCCUACCACAGAAUGUGUUUGGACCCACCACCCUGUGUGAGUUCACUUUUCAGGGCUUCCAGCCUGGACAGUCACAGCAGACCAGUUUAACUAGUUGACCUCUGAUUACUCAGAACAUUUCUGACUGAGAAAGAAACUAACGGUAAUUGGUAUUUACUGUGUGGCAGGUGGGAAUCUCACCAUCUGAGUCCAUUAUCCCAUUGAAGCCUCCUGUAGGUAGAUGAGCCUGAGGGACUCAUCUCUGAAGUUAUAUGGCUUUUCCAAGGGCCCAAAUGGCAGUGCUGAGACCUGAACAAAGGAUAAUCUUGCACCAGAUAGUUAAUAUUCAGAUGAAUUUGGAUAAAGCUCUUUAGGUAUUAGGGACAGAGAGUCCCAAUCGGAAGGGGCCUUUUUUUGUUGUUUUUUUCCCACUACCAGCCCACAGAUUGAACAGAAAUCUUUGUGGAUGCCUUUCAUCCAACCUGGCUUCCCAAAUAUGCCUCCACCAUCUUCUUUUACAUCCAGAUUAGCUAAGUCCUGUCCAUUCCUGACCAGCCUGUUUUGACGACUGUUAUUUCCCACCAUCUCCUUUUUGGGAAAUAUUUGGUUGGUAUAAAACUAAUUGCGGUUUUUGCCUUAUUUUUAUUUUUAUUUUUUUUGAGGCGGAGUCUCGCUCUGUCGCCCAGGCUGGAGGGCAGUGGCGCGAUCUCGGCUCACUGCAAGCUCCGCCUCCCGGGUUCACGCCAUUCUCCUGCCUCAGCCUCCCGAGGAGCUGGGACUACAGGCACCCGCCACCACCCCCGGCUAAUUUUUUUGUAUUUUUAGUAGAGAUGGGGUUUACACCGUACCGUGUUAGCCAGGAUGGUCUCGAUCUCCUGACCUCGUGAUCCGCCCACCUCCGCUUCCCAAAAUGCUGGGAUUACAGGCAUGAGCCACCGCGCCCGGCCGGUUUUUUUGCCAUUUUAAUGGCACCAACCUAAUACUGAUAGGGCUCCGAUGAGUGGAGCAACACCAGGUUCUUCCUCUCCAGUCAAAUUAGAUAAAACGACACGGACACACGUGGAGUGGUUUUAAGGAGUGGUAGAGAGUUUAAUAAGCAAGAAAGAAAAGAGAAAACAGAAGGAAGAGGCUCUCCCAUACAGAGACGGAGGAGAGCUCCAAAGCCAAAAGAGGAGACCCCCAAGUGGGGUGGAAACCAGCCAGGUAUGUGUAGAGGCUGGAGGAGGCAGUGUCUGAUUUGCAUAGGGCACAGGGGAUUGGUUUGACCAGACAUGUCAUUCAUGUAACCUGCAAAAACAUUGGCCCUCCCACCCUAGCCUUUUAAUAUGCAAAUACAGGGCACCAUGAUGUUCUACACACGGGGGGAUAUGUUGUCAGGCACGUGUGGGGCAAGGGCAAGAAGACAACAGUGAGAAUCGCCAUGUUUGGGUAGACCCAGUUUCUAAUGGCCUGUAUUUGCAUAUCAAAGGUUACCGGCUCUAAGAGCUGGGGCUUUACAAAAAACUGCUUCCUGGAGCUGCUUUAAAAAUGGAAACUUCGGCUGGACGCAGUGGUUCACGCCUGUAAUCCUAGCACUUUGGGAGGCCAGGGCAGGUGGAUCACCAGAGGUCAGGAGUUCAAGACCAGCCUGACCAACAUGGCGAAACCCCACCUCUAUUAAAAAAUACAAAAAAUUAGCCAGGCAUGGUGGCACACACACCUAUAAUACCAGCUACUCGGGAGACUGAGGCAGGAGAAUCACUUGAACCCAAGAGGCAGAGGUUACGGUGAGCCUGGAUCGCACCAUUGCACUCCAGCCUGGGCAAGAGUGAAACUCCGUCUCCAAAAAAACAAAAAAACAACAAAAAAAAACACCAACCAAAACACUUAAAAUGCAAUCCUUUAUCAAGUUAAAGUGGGGCAAGUCCUCCUUGGGUUGUUUGAAGCUGCAGCCCUUCUCCUUAUCCAAACCUGGUCAUGAUGAGCAGCAUUAGGAUGGGACUUUGCCAUAGGGAAUCCCAAGGUCAUGGUAAGGGUUUUUGUUUUGUUUUGUUUUGUUUUUUGGGAAUCAGACAGAGGCAGAGUUGAAUCCCAGCUCUACUGUUUUCAGCUUUCUGACCUUGGGCAAGUUAAUCUCUUUAAACCUCAGUUUUCUUACCUUUAAAAGACAGAUUAUGAAUUCUACCUUGGUAGGGUUGUUUUAGAUUGAAAUGAGCUGAUGUGUGUGUGCAGUUAACACAGUACACAGACUAUAGGUACUGUAGUUAAUAUUGUACCUCCCCCCAUGUCUUUUAUAAAACCCACAUUAGUUUUUGGAACUCCUAAAAUAAACAUACCGUUAAAAGCAAGCUUUGCAUUUUCAACAUUUGUUUUUGUGCAUCCAACAAUUUAGGGUUUCCUUAAUGCUUCACUUACCAUUAUUUUUAAAUUAAAUCCCAGUAGAUAAAUCCAAAUGCCUCUGCAUUUUCCUGUCUGAAUAUAACUGAGAACCAGGGGUCGCAGAGAGAUUGAACCCAUCACAGUUUCAGUUGUCAACAGACCCAUGAAGAGUGCACUGAUCAGAAUCCAAGACUUAAAAGUUGCUCUGUCAACAUCUGUAAAGACAUGGCUUAUCCGUUUUUCUAGGCCAGGGUUCUGUUGGUUUAGUUUUCUUGUAAUCAAAGUCCUAUAAACCAAGAGGAAAAAAUCGAAAGAAUUGUGAAGACAGAUGAACAACAGGGAAAAUAUCCGACUAACUUGGCUUCUAAGGAGUAUCCUUUGCUUGGGGAGGAAGGUCACAGAACUUAGCAAGCCAGUCUGCAUGAGCCAUCGUAGAUUAGGGGACUUGCCGGCCCCACCAGCCUGCCUGCCACAGAGCCUCUGAAAAGAAAGAGAAAAUCAGAUCUUCAAAAAUGCUCCGUACACUGUAGAGAAGAGAUUCAGGAGAACAGUGCGUGACCUUAGCCAGAACAUGUUGAUGGGGAUAGUCAUUUUUGCAAUUUCUUGAAUAUCUUUUCUCUGCUGGUUUCAAAAUUGUGAAGUAAAUUCAGAAAAGAAGCCCACUAUUUUGAUGGAAGCUGUUUUGACAUAAGUGAAACCAGGCUUGGCACAAGGUGGAAGCAGGCUCUGGCCCAGGGAAUGGAGCGGACGCUGGGAAGAAUUGAGGCAAGCUGGGGAAAUUGUUUCAAGAUGGAGCUGGAUCCACUUGAAAGGGAAGGGAACUGGAGGGUACAGACAUGCCGUCAAUGUUUGAAUUUGUGUGUGAGGAGCAUCAAGUGCCUUCUGAGAUACAUGGACCCACGGGAAUCUCCCUUCUUUUAGAGUCGCCUCUGAGGAAGUUACCUGGCUGAGCAGUGCUGGAAUGGCGGCUUUAUCUACCUGAUCAUGCUGCGUCGCUUUAAGCACAAAGCCCACUCCACUUAUAAUGGCAACAGUAGCAACAGCUCUGAACCAGGAGAAACACCUACCCUGGAGCUGGGUGACCGAACUGCGAAAAAGGGGAAACGAACCAGAAAGUUUGGGGUCAUCUCCAGGCCUCCUGCCAACAAGGCCCCUGAAGAAUCCAAGGGCAGCGCUGGCUGUGAGGUGUCCAGUGACCCCAGCACUGAGCUGGAGAACGGCCCUGACCCUGAACUUGGAAACGGCCAUGUCUUUCAGCUAGAAAAUGGCCCAGAUUCUCUCAAGGAGGUGGCUGGACCCCAUCUAGAGAGGUCAGAAGUGGACAGAGGGACAGAGCAUAGAAUUCCAAAGACAGAUGCUCCUCUGACCACAAGCAAUGACAAACGCCGCUUCUCAAAAGGUGGGAAGACGGACUUCCAAUCGAGUGACUGCCUGGCACGGGAGGAAGUUGGCCGAAUAUGGAAGAUGGAGCUGCUCAAAGAAUCGGAUGGGCUGGGAAUUCAGGUUAGUGGAGGCCGAGGAUCAAAGCGCUCACCUCACGCUAUCGUUGUCACUCAAGUGAAGGAAGGAGGUGCCGCUCACAGGGAUGGCAGGCUGUCCUUAGGAGAUGAGCUGCUGGUAAUCAAUGGUCAUUUACUGGUCGGGCUCUCCCACGAGGAAGCAGUGGCCAUUCUUCGCUCCGCCACGGGAAUGGUGCAGCUUGUGGUGGCCAGCAAGGAAAACUCCGCAGAGGACCUCCUCAGGUUAACAUCUAAGAGCUUGCCAGAUCUGACCAGCUCAGUAGAAGAUGUGUCCUCCUGGACUGAUAACGAAGACCAGGAGGCAGACGGGGAAGAGGACGAAGGAACCAGCUCUUCUGUCCAGAGAGCAAUGCCUGGGACAGAUGAACCCCAAGAUGUGUGCGGUGCUGAGGAAUCCAAGGGGAACUUGGAAAGUCCCAAACAGGGCAGCAAUAAAAUCAAGCUCAAGAGUCGCCUUUCAGGGGGUGUACACCGCCUUGAGUCAGUUGAAGAAUAUAACGAGCUGAUGGUGCGGAAUGGGGACCCCCGGAUCCGGAUGUUGGAGGUCUCCCGAGAUGGCCGGAAACACUCCCUCCCGCAGCUGCUGGACUCUUCCAGUGCCUCACAGGAAUACCACAUUGUGAAAAAGUCUACCCGCUCCUUAAGCACGACUCAGGUGGAAUCUCCUUGGAGGCUCAUUCGGCCAUCCGUCAUCUCGAUCAUUGGGUUGUACAAAGAAAAAGGCAAGGGCCUUGGCUUUAGUAUUGCUGGAGGUCGAGACUGCAUUCGUGGACAGAUGGGGAUUUUUGUCAAGACCAUCUUCCCAAAUGGAUCAGCUGCAGAGGACGGAAGACUUAAAGAAGGGGAUGAAAUCCUAGAUGUAAAUGGAAUACCAAUAAAGGGCUUGACGUUUCAAGAAGCCAUUCAUACCUUUAAGCAAAUCCGGAGCGGAUUAUUUGUUUUAACGGUACGCACAAAGUUGGUGAGCCCCAGCCUCACACCCUGCUCGACACCCACACACAUGAGCAGAUCCGCCUCCCCGAACUUCAAUACCAGUGGGGGAGCCUCGGCGGGAGGUUCCGAUGAAGGCAGUUCUUCAUCCCUGGGUCGGAAGACCCCUGGGCCCAAGGACAGGAUCGUCAUGGAAGUAACACUCAACAAAGAGCCAAGAGUUGGAUUAGGCAUUGGUGCCUGCUGCUUGGCUCUGGAAAACAGUCCUCCUGGCAUCUACAUUCACAGCCUUGCUCCAGGAUCAGUGGCCAAGAUGGAGAGCAACCUGAGCCGCGGGGAUCAAAUCCUGGAAGUGAACUCCGUCAAUGUCCGCCAUGCUGCUUUAAGCAAAGUCCACGCCAUCUUGAGCAAAUGUCCUCCAGGACCCGUUCGCCUUGUCAUCGGCCGGCACCCUAAUCCAAAGGUUUCCGAGCAGGAAAUGGAUGAAGUGAUAGCACGCAGCACUUAUCAGGAGAGCAAAGAGGCCACUUCCUCUCCUGGCUUAGGUACCCCCUUGAAGAGUCCCUCUCUUGCAAAAAAGGACUCCCUUAUUUCUGAAUCUGAACUCUCCCAGUACUUUGCCCACGAUGUCCCUGGCCCCUUGUCAGACUUCAUGGUGGCCGGUUCUGAGGACGAGGAUCACCCAGGAAGUGGCUGCAGCACGUCGGAGGAGGGCAGCCUGCCUCCCAGCACCUCCACUCACAAGGAGCCUGGAAAACCCAGAGCCAACAGCCUCGUGACUCUUGGGAGCCAUCGGGCCUCUGGGCUCUUCCACAAGCAGGUGACAGUUGCCAGACAAGCCAGUCUCCCCGGAAGCCCACAGGCCCUCCGAAACCCUCUCCUCCGCCAGAGGAAGGUAGGCUGCUACGAUGCCAACGAUGCCAGUGAUGAGGAAGAGUUUGACAGAGAAGCGGACUGCAUUUCACUCCCAGGGGCCCUCCCGGGUCCCAUCAGGCCUCUGUCAGAGGAUGACCCAAGGCGUGUCUCAAUUUCCUCUUCCAAGGGCAUGGACGUCCACAACCAAGAGGAACGACCCCGGAAAACACUGGUGAGCAAGGCCGUCUCGGCACCUCUUCUUGGUAGCUCAGUGGACUUAGAGGAGAGUAUCCCAGAGGGCAUGGUGGAUGCUGCGUCCUAUGCAGCCAACCUCACGGACUCUGCAGAGGCCCCCAAGGGGUGCCCUGGAAGCUGGUGGAAGAAGGAACUGUCAGGAUCAAGUAGCGCACCCAAAUUGGAAUACACAGUCCAUACAGACACCCAGAGUCUGACGAACACUGGGAGCCCCAGUUCCCCCCAGCAGAAAAGUGAAGGCCUGGGCUCCAGGCACAGACCAGUGGCCAGGGUCAGCCCCCACUGCAAGAGAUCCGAGGCUGAGGCCAAACCCAGUGGCUCACAGGCAGUGAACCUGACUGGCAGAGCCAAUGAUCCAUGCGAUCUGGACACGAGAGUCCAGGCCACUUCUGUCAAAGUGACUGUUGCUGGCUUUCAGCCAGUUGGAGCUGUGGAGAAGGAAUCUCUGGGAAAGCUGACCACUGGAGAUGCUUGUGUCUCUACCAGCUGUGCACUAGCCAGUGCUCUGUCCCAUCCGGAUGCCAGCCACCUCACAGAGAACCUGCCCAAAGCUGCAUCAGAGCUGGGGCAACAACCCAUGACUGAACUGGACAGCUCCUCAGACCUCAUCUCUUCCCCAGGGAAGAAGGGGGCCGCUCAUCCUGACCCCAGCAAGACCUCUGUAGACACAGGGCAAGUCAGUCGGCCAGAGAAUCCCAGCCAGCCUGCAUCGCCCAGGGUUGCCAAGUGCAAGGUCAGGUCUCCAGUCAGGCUCCCCCAUGAGGGCAGCCCCUCCCCGGGGGAGAAAGCAGCGGCUCCCCCUGGCUACAGCAAGACUCGAUCAGCAUCGGAAACCAGCACACCCCACAAUACCAGGAGGGUGGCUGCCCUCAGGGGAGCGGGACCUGGGGCAGAGGGAAUGACACCAGCUGGUGCUGUCCUGCCAGGAGACCCCCUCACAUCCCAGGAGCAGAGACAGGGAGCUCCAGGUAACCACAGUAAGGCUCUGGAAAUGACAGGAAUCCAUGCACCUGAAAGCUCCCAGGAGCCUUCCCUGCUGGAGGGAGCAGAUUCUGUGUCCUCAAGGGCACCGCAGGCCAGCCUCUCCAUGCUGCCAUCCACUGACAACACCAAAGAAGCAUGUGGCCGUGUCUUGGGGCACUGCUGCCCGGGGGGGAGUAGAGGGAGCCCUGUGACGGACAUUGACAGCUUCAUCAAGGAGCUGGAUGCUUCUGCAGCGACGUCUCCGUCUUCCCAGACGGGGGACAGUGGCUCUCAGGAGGGCAGUGCUCAGGGCCACCCACCAGCCGGGGCUGGAGGUGGGAGCUCCUGCCGUGCCGAACCAGUCCCGGGGGGCCAGACCUCCUCCCCGAGGAGGACCUGGGCUGCUGGUGCCCCCGCCCACCCACAAUGGGCCUCCCAGCCUUCGGUUUUAGAUUCAAUUAAUCCCGACAAACAUUUUACUGUGAACAAAAACUUUCUGAGCAACUACUCUAGAAAUUUUAGCAGUUUUCAUGAAGACAGCACCUCCCUAUCAGGCCUGGGUGACAGCACGGAGCCGUCUCUGUCAUCCAUGUAUGGCGAUGCUGAGGAUUCUUCUUCUGACCCUGAGUCACUCACUGAAGCCCCACGAGCUUCUGCCAGGGACGGCUGGUCCCCUCCUUGUUCCCGUGUGUCUUUGCACAAGGAAGAUCCUUCGGAGUCAGAAGAGGAACAGAUUGAGAUUUGUUCCACACAUGGCUGCCCCAAUCCACCCUCGAGUCCUGCUCAUCUUCCCACCCAGGCUGCCAUCUGUCCUGCCUCAGCCAAAGUUCUGUCAUUAAAAUACAGCACUCCGAGAGAGUCGGUGGCCAGUCCCCGUGAGAAGGCCGCCUGCUUGCCAGGCUCAUACACUUCAGGCCCAGACUCUUCCCAGCCGUCAUCACUCUUGGAGAUGAGCUCUCAGGAGCAUGAAACUCACGCGGACAUAAGCACUUCACAGAACCACAGGCCCUUGUGUGCAGAAGAAACCACAGAAGUCACCAGCGCUAGCUCAGCCAUGGAAAACAGUCCGCUGUCUAAAGUAGCCAGGCAUUUUCACAGUCCGCCCAUCAUUCUCAGCUCCCCCAACAUGGUAAAUGGCUUGGAACAUGACCUGCUAGAUGACGAAACCCUGAAUCAAUACGAAACAAGCAUUAAUGCAGCUGCCAGUCUGUCCUCCUUCAGCGUGGAUGUCCCUAAGAAUGGAGAAUCUGUUUUGGAAAACCUCCACAUCUCUGAAAGUCAAGACCUGGAUGACUUGCUACAGAAACCAAAAAUGAUCUCUAGGAGGCCCAUCAUGGCCUGGUUUAAAGAAAUAAAUAAACAUAACCAAGGCACACAUUUGAAGAGCAAAACCGAGAAGGAACAACCUCUAAUGCCUGCCAGAAGUCCCGACUCCAAGAUUCAGAUGGUGAGUUCAAGCCAAAAAAAGGGCGUUACUGUGCCUCAUAGCCCUCCUCAGCCGAAAACAAACCUGGAAAAUAAGGACCUGUCUAAGAAGAGUCCGGCAGAAAUGCUUCUGACUAAUGGUCAGAAGGCAAAGUGUGGUCCGAAGCUGAAGAGGCUCAGCCUCAAGGGCAAGGCCAAAGUCAACUCUGAGGCCCCUGCUGCGAAUGCUGUGAAGGCUGGGGGGACGGACCAUAGGAAACCCUUGAUCUCACCCCAGACCUCCCACAAAACACUUUCUAAGGCAGUGUCACAGCGGCUCCAUGUAGCCGACCACGAGGACCCUGACAGAAACACCACAGCUGCCCCCAGGUCUCCCCAGUGUGUGCUGGAAAGCAAGCCACCUCUUGCCACCUCUGGGCCACUGAAACCCUCAGUGUCUGACACGAGCAUCAGGACAUUUGUCUCGCCCCUGACCUCUCCCAAGCCUCUUCCUGAGCAAGGCAUGUGGAGCAGGUUCCACAUGGCUGUCCUCUCUGAACCCGACAGAGGUUGCCCAACCACCCCUAAAUCCCCUAAGUGUAGAGCAGAGGGCAGGGCGCCCCGUGCUGACUCCGGGCCGGUGAGUCCAGCAGCAUCUAGGAACGGCAUGUCCGUGGCAGGGAACAGACAGAGCGAGCCGCGCCUGGCCAGCCAUGUGGCAGCAGACACAGCCCAACCCAGGCCGACUGGCGAAAAAGGAGGCAACAUAAUGGCCAGCGAUCGCCUCGAGAAAACAAACCAGCUGAAAAUCGUGGAGAUUUCUGCUGAAACAGUGUCAGAGACUGUAUGUGGUAACAAGCCAGCUGAAAGCGACAGACAGGGAGGGUGCUUGGCCCAGGGCAGCUGUCAGGAGAAGGGUGAAAUCAGGCUCUAUCGCCAGGUCGCAGAAUCAUCCACAAGUCAUCCAUCCUCACUCCCAUCUCAUGCCUCCCAGGCACAGCAGGAAAUGUCACGAUCAUUCAGCAUGGCAAAACUGGCGUCCUCCUCCUCCUCCUCCCUUCAAACACCCAUUAGAAAGGCAGAAUACUCCCAGGGAAAAUCAAGCCUGAUGUCAGACUCCCUAGGGGUGCCCAGAAACAGCAUCCCAGGGGGCCCCUCGGGGGAGGACCAUCUCUACUUCACCCCAAGGCCAGCAACCAGGACCUACUCCAUGCCAGCCCAGUUCUCAAGCCAUUUUGGACGGGAGGGUCACCCCCCACACAGCCUGGGUCGCUCUCGGGACAGCCAGGUCCCUGUGACAAGCAGUGUUGUCCCCGAGGCAAAGGCAUCCAGAGGUGGUCUUCCCAGCCUGGCUAAUGGACAGGGCAUAUAUAGUGUAAAGCCGCUGCUGGACACAUCGAGGAAUCUUCCAGCCACAGAUGAAGGGGAUAUCAUUUCAGUCCAGGAGACGAGCUGCCUAGUCACAGACAAAAUCAAAGUCACCAGACGACACUACUGCUAUGAGCAGAACUGGCCCCAUGAAUCUACCUCAUUUUUCUCUGUGAAGCAGCGGAUCAAGUCUUUUGAGAACCUGGCCAAUGCUGAUCGGCCUGUAGCCAAGUCCGGGGCUUCCCCAUUUUUGUCGGUGAGCUCCAAGCCUCCCGUUGGGAGGCGGUCUUCCGGCAGCAUUGUUUCCGGGAGCCUGGGCCACCCAGGUGACGCAGCAGCAAGGUUGUUGAGACGCAGCUUGAGUUCCUGCAGCGAAAACCAAAGCGAAGCCGGCACCCUCCUGCCCCAGAUGGCCAAGUCUCCCUCAAUCAUGACACUGACCAUCUCUCGGCAGAACCCACCAGAGACCAGUAGCAAGGGCUCUGAUUCGGAACUAAAGAAAUCACUUGGUCCUUUGGGAAUUCCCACCCCAACGAUGACCCUGGCUUCUCCUGUUAAGAGGAACAAGUCCUCGGUACGCCACACGCAGCCCUCGCCCGUGUCCCGCUCCAAGCUCCAGGAGCUGAGAGCCUUGAGCAUGCCUGACCUUGACAAGCUCUGCAGCGAGGAUUACUCAGCAGGGCCGAGCGCCGUGCUCUUCAAAACUGAGCUAGAGAUCACCCCCAGGAGGUCACCCGGCCCUCCUGCUGGAGGCGUUUCGUGUCCCGAGAAGGGCGGGAACAGGGCCUGUCCAGGAGGAAGUGGCCCUAAAACCAGUGCUGCUGAGACACCCAGUUCAGCCAGUGAUACGGGUGAAGCUGCCCAGGAUCUGCCUUUUAGAAGAAGCUGGUCAGUUAAUUUGGAUCAACUUCUAGUCUCAGCGGGGGACCAGCAAAGAUUACAGUCUGUUUUAUCGUCAGUGGGGUCGAAAUCUACCAUCCUAACUCUCAUUCAGGAAGCGAAAGCACAAUCAGAGAAUAAAGAAGAUGUUUGCUUCAUAGUCCUGAACAGAAAAGAAGGCUCAGGUCUGGGAUUCAGUGUGGCAGGAGGGACAGAUGUGGAGCCAAAAUCAAUCACGGUCCACAGGGUGUUUUCUCAGGGGGCGGCUUCUCAGGAAGGGACUAUGAACCGAGGGGAUUUCCUUCUGUCAGUCAACGGCGCCUCACUGGCUGGCUUAGCCCACGGGAAUGUCCUGAAGGUUCUGCACCAGGCACAGCUGCACAAAGAUGCCCUCGUGGUCAUCAAGAAAGGGAUGGAUCAGCCCAGGCCCUCUGCCCGGCAGGAGCCUCCCACAGCCAAUGGGAAGGGUUUGCUGUCCAGAAAGACCAUCCCCCUGGAGCCUGGCAUUGAAAACACAGAACAAAGAAUGCAAGUACAGCAGCAACACAGCCAGGAGGGCAGCCCCAGAAUUGGGAGGCCAACAGUGCUACUGGGCUCAAGUGCUGUUAUAAGGAGAAGUGUGGCUGUACACGAUGCUCUGUGUGUUGAAGUGCUGAAGACCUCGGCUGGGCUGGGACUGAGUCUGGAUGGGGGAAAAUCAUCGGUGACAGGAGAUGGGCCCUUGGUCAUUAAAAGAGUGUACAAAGGUGGUGCGGCUGAACAAGCUGGAAUAAUAGAAGCUGGAGAUGAAAUUCUUGCUAUUAAUGGGAAACCUCUGGUUGGGCUCAUGCACUUUGAUGCCUGGAAUAUUAUGAAGUCUGUCCCAGAAGGACCUGUGCAGUUAUUAAUUAGAAAGCAUAGGAAUUCUUCAUGAAUUUUAACAAGAAUCAUUUUCUCAGUUCUCUUCUUUCUUUAGCAAAUCAGAGUGACUUCUUUAAAUCACAGGUUGUUGAAAUGGCCAACACUGGUACAGACACGGACUGUAAAAAUCUCCAAGCUUGUGCUUACACAUGAAGCCUGACUUAACUGUAUGUGCAACAGCAAUGAAAUUAACUCCAGAAGCCUUCCACCUGCGUCACCCAGGCCGGGAGGGUUCCUUCGUUCCAGUGCCUGUCCCCUACCUUUAUGUUUACUGAUGGGGAUACAAGAUGUGACACACCCUUCUUUAUUUGAAACAAACACUUAGCUAGACCUUUGCUUCCUUCUUGCCAGCUCUCCCAACAUACCCAAUCCUGGUGAUCAGGGAACUAAAAGUCUGAGGGGGACACAAAUGUCACACCUAAGAGGACUAUCAAUCAUUUUGUAUGAUUUUGUAAGUAAGUAAAUGACAGAAUGCUUUUAGGCACAUUCAAUGGAAGGAGGCGAUGUAGGUCUGUAUAUGUUACCCUGAAAAGAGAAUAAGACUUAAAAAAAAUGAAUUAUGACCUGUUAGGCUGAGCUCAGGAAUUGUCCAAAAAGGAAAAAGCAAAAUAAUUAUUAAUAGAGAGUAUUUUUUAGUGAGUGUAAUGUAUAAUGUACGUAUGCAAAGUUCAACUCAAUAGGUUAUUGAUCACCAUGAAGUAUUGAUCAUUUUCUAUCUCAAAAGUGUAAGCCAUAAGGCUGUUUUACAGAAUAGCACUUCUGAUAAGCUGUAUUAAACAGCCAUGAGCUUCACUGCUUAGAGGGAGCAGAAAGGUCAACAUCUAAAAGCACCUUACAACUAGUUUUUGAACCUGUCUUGAUAAGUGCUUGAAUUCAAGACUGGUCAGUACAAGAGCAGACAAAAAUAUCACAAGUCAGUCACUGGGUUUCCAUUUCUGAAUUUUAUGCACUCCAACCAUGAAUUUAAACUAAAUUUUUAGAAAUCAAGUAUCUUUCUAAGUGUCCUUGGAUUUAUAGACAAUGUAUGUACAAUCCAAAUAGAGGAGCUUAAUGGAAUCCUUUUAGGAGACUGGUUGGUUUUUUUCCCUCUUUCCCAACAUGUUUAAGAAAUGUAACAUUCUAUAAGUAUUGGAUCUCUUUUCUUGACCUAGUAUAAUGACAACUGCAGUGACUUUAAGUUUUUGCUGUUUUCGUUUUCCCGCUUUGCAAUUUCCUCCUUUUGCCAAAAAUGUUUUCCUACAGAAGACUGUCGUGACUCACGCUACUUGGGAAACUCACUCUGGCCACUCCUCCUCUGGUGGCAUGAGCUGCUUCCCAGUAGCUAUUCCGAUUGGAUAUUCCGUUCGUCGUCACAUAGCUGGCUUUUCUCUCCUCAUGAUGUACCUUAUUUUCUUUUCUUAGGUAAAUUCCAAACUCUCAUCGGGUCAUAAAGAGGAGGAGAAACAGGGUGAGUCAAGGUAAAGGAGCAGAAAUGUAGUUACAAGCCAGGUCGUCUUCAGUGGCACAAACCAACCCGUUGAGCCCUGACAACAUGAGUGGAGAGUGCAUUUGCCAUACCUGUGUGCAUGACACUAAGAUUUUAUGUUGGAGAUACUUCUUUAAAUAACCUACAGCUUGGGUCUAUGGCUGUGACCCCCAGAUUCAUGGAGGGGCUUUAGCCAUCAGCUUCGUACAUCAUUUUUCUGAAUGACCAAUCCCACUAAACAUCUUUGAAGUCGGCCUAGAGAGGUCCUUCAGAUGAGAGAGAAAUAGCUGGCUUGUCUGAGUCCAGAUUUCUCAUCAACUGGCAAUACAAAGGAAAAUAUAGUACAGGAGUUAGUUAGUUAGAAAGGUCUUAUUGAUUUUACUUCUACUUUUCACUACAAUUACAGGUAGAAUACUGUAGGAAGUCAGUGCAAGGUGCAUGCUUGAUUGAUUGAUUGUUUUUCAGUCUCUGGGGUCAGUUUUGUGGUUUCUGCUUUCUUGCCUAAAUCAAAGACUAUUUCAAGUCAACACUGAAAACUGCUUUUCGCCUCCACUCUUACAGCUGUGCCUAAUAAUAAUUAAUAAACAUAAUAAUUAAUAAACGCACAGCCCUAUGUGAACAGGCAGGAAUUUCUUGUGCAAUGUGGAGCAAAUGGAAUGGUCUCCUUCCGCAAGUCUUUAAUCCUCAUAUCUGGAGUACAAGGGUAGACCUCUGGCUUACCACAUACACUAUGCUAAAGUCAUCAGCCACUGCUACUACAUCUUGCCAGAAGGUUUCCCUCGCCAACAGUUGAAAUUUAAGGGAAGAAGCAAAAGCUAAACUGUCUUUGACCCUAAGAUAGAAAGCUAUUUAUUUGUCUUCAGUGUUCAAGGCAUGACUAGUAUUUCUAAUUAGCCUAAUAAAUUCCCACACUUUCUGAAGUGAACACUAAUGGUAUUGUCCUACUAAAACUGUCAUUGUUUCUUUUUUUUUAACUGGUCAGUCAUUCACAAUAAGCUAUGAGGGUAAAUAUGUGUUAUAACAAGUAAAUCGUAGUUGCAAGAAUAUACCAUGAAGAUUAAAGUAGGCUGGGUUUCAUUUCCAUCUUCCCACACAUCUCAUUGAAUUUGAUGGUUGACUUAAUUGGCACCAUAACUUUGUAUGAUAUUAUACAUUAUCCUUUAUUUAUGUAAAGUAAAAUGCCUUAUAUAUUAAAGAGUAAGUGCAAUAAUAUGAAAUAGCCUGUACAUUUUAAAAAUGUUGUCACCAAGUUAUAUAAAUCCACAUCUCUGUAAACAACCUUUUUUAAGUAAUUUUAAAAAAAUAAACACUCUGCUUACUACUUGA